CAAAUACCUUCCGGAUGGCCGACCUGCCCUUUUCACUGCCCCCGAGGGUUUCCAGCAAGGCCGGCAGCCCCAUCAUGCCUUUCAAUCCUUCUAAACUACUACCUGAGAAAAGUCCGAUCUUCGACGAGGCGGCCUUCAUUCCUCCGGACGCGUCCUCCCCAGACAGCUCGCCCGCGCACUCCUUUGAUUCCGCUGAAGGCGACCCCUUGGAGCAGACAGAGCCGACAGCCCCUACACAGAAAAGCUCUCGAGAGCAAUUGCAGGACGACCAACCCGGAUACGAUCUCAAAGCUCCCCCUCCUUUCAUUUCGCACGCCAAUGGGGAACGACUGUCGGACAAGCUGUUCUCCGCCAGCCAUCUCGAUCUAAUAUUGCGCGACGAUGAUUUGGCGCGCCCGUUUAAAGCCUUCAUUGAUAGAUACAGGCCAUUGUUAACACCAACUCUGUCGCAAUACAUUGAUUCGCAGAAAGCCACAUUUGCUGUGCAAUAUGCGAACGCUGUGAUAGAGGAAAUGGGCUCCAGCCGGGCUCCGUCUAGAGCAGCCGCAACUCUGACUUCAUCCUUUUAUUCAAGGGCGCGACUAGCUCUCGAGGAAUUGGUUACUGGUGCAUUACCGGCGUGGAUCACGCAUCGAUAUAUAUCUUUGGUCACAGAGUGCUUGGUAAAAGAAAUAACGGGAAAUAAUGCGCCGCUCAUGAGGCAGCUUGUGCAAGGGCUGGCUGAGGUCUUUUGCUUGACGGACCCGUCAAUAGAGGAUAAUCCAAUUGUAUACGCGUCUGAAGAGUUCUUCAAGACCACACAAUACGGGAGGGAAUACGUGCUUGGCCGCAACUGUCGCUUUCUCCAAGGCCCAAAAACAUCGAAAGCAUGUGUCACACGACUCCGAUCAGCUAUAGACGGCGGGCAGGAAGUCUGCGACGUGAUUCUCAACUAUAAAAGAGACGGCACCCCCUUCAUCAAUCUCGUCCUGGUUGCGCCUCUAUACGACAACAAAGGCAAGAUCCGCUACUUCAUCGGCGCACAAAUCGACAUCACCUACCUUGUCGAAGGCGGCCGUGGCCUCGAGUCUUUCCAGCGCCUGCUGAGCGAAGAAGUUAACCGUAGCGCCUCAAUCAACUCCCUCCAUAAACCUUCCUUGAAAGAUCUCGCCGAACUCGGCCAACUUCUCGACAACGACGAAAAGCAUGCACUGAACUAUGAGCACCGCCCAAACAGUCGCAGUGAUUCCGGCCGCGACACCCCCAUGCGACCCAGCACCGCGCGCACCACACGACGUUACGUAGGCAUGGACGAAGCAGAGGCAGAGGCGAGCAUGUGGCCGCCGUCGCAAUUCGGCCCUUCGGGGCGGCUGCCGGGUGUGUAUCAGAAUUACUUCCUCGUUCGCCCCGCCCCCUCCCUCCGCAUCACCUUCCUCUCCCCGGCACUCCGCAUCCCAGGCCUCCUCCAAUCGCGCUUCCUCUCGCGCAUCGGCGGGCCCACACACGUCCGCGAGGGCAUCACAGAGGCGCUCACCCAGGGCAUCGGCGUCACGGCGAAGAUUUCCUGGCUGCAUAGCGUCCACCACUCCGCCACUGCGAGCUCCGAGGACUCGGAGACGGCCCCUGAUAACUCGGCUGACGGCAAGCCGCGCUGGGUCCACUGCACACCUCUUAUCGGCUCGGACUCGAAGGUCGGCGUAUGGAUGGUUGUAAUGGUGGAGCGAGAGGAUGUGACAGGGCGGUUGAAUGUCGCGGAGAGCUACCCGCGCGAUGUAGCGCCAGGGAUUGUGGGGGUUAUUGGGGGUGCGGCGGGGCAGUAUCACUAUCCCUUCAGGGGCGCGGCGGGGAAGAAGUUCGAGGGUGGGAAGCUGUACGCGGACUAUCUACGGCGAGAGGGCAAGUCCGAUGCGCCGAGCGAGCGGAGUGUAGCCAGCAGCAAUGGGCGGGACAGCAGGAGUUUCACUGGGUAUGGGGGCGCGGGUCUGCGGCCUAAGCGGAGCGGGAGCAGGCGGGCCGGGAGGGAAGAGAUGUUUGGGUUUCAGGAGGGUUGACAGCGAUAGUUUGAGCGGUGGGUGGAGUUAUAUGUGG
This is a messenger RNA of Mytilinidion resinicola, 2067 nucleotides long. RefSeq lists its product as uncharacterized. The coding region runs from base 15 to 2030 and encodes 671 amino acids. Gene Ontology annotation, cellular component: nucleus. NCBI's taxonomy places the organism in Eukaryota, Fungi, Ascomycota, Dothideomycetes, Mytilinidiales, Mytilinidiaceae. The transcript is spliced from 4 exons. The record is from RefSeq and is a predicted model, not a curated record.